UGUUUUGAUAUUGUUGCAAUGCGUGCAGUACAAGUUUUAUUUUAUUUUUGUUAAUUACUAUAUUUAAUAUAAUUAAAAUAGUUGAAUAAUUUUUUCUUCGCGUUUAUAUUUUAUCAAUAAAUUUUUAUAUAGUUACAAAAACGAAUGCAUUACGACGGAAUCCAACAUAUCAUAAUCGUCCUUUGACUACCGCUUAUGAUGUAAAGAUAGUUUCCGAUUUCGUUUUGAUUGGUUAACAACUGUCGCUAUCAUGCAAAAAGUUAUUGUUGAGAUUUCUCGUUUUUUUAACAAAAUAUUGAUUUAGCUUCAGAUUAUUAUUCAAACGUGAAACAGCCAUGCAGCGCGAACAAUCGAAAAUUACAGCGCUUCGGAAAAAUGAAAGGAAACGAGGAGCUCGCACACCAGACAGAGUUGAUGUGCGUAAUGUGGAUAUUAGCACAAUGAGCUUAUCUUCUCCUAAGAGAAGUGUUCAUACAUCUCGAAUGUCUAUGAUGCCUUCAUCUGGAAAUAGUUCUGUAAAUUUGAGAAAAAUAGAAUUGGAAAAUAAUAAUUUAGAACUUGAACUUAUUUAUAGCGAAUAUGUAUCAUCAUAUGCUGAAUUGUUUCUUGAACAAAAAAGCCUCAAAGAAGAUGAAGAUUCUUUUGAAAUAUCAUUGAAGAAAGCUCACAAAGAAACUAAAUCUUUAUUGGAAAAUAAAAAAUCAAUUGAAACAAGAAUCAAUGAUAUCAAAGCUCUUACUUGUAUAAAUGAUUAUUUAGAUAGUGUUCAAUCAACUUUUAAUGACUGUAAAGAGAAAGAGCAAAAACACAAAACUCUUGACAUAUUGAAACAUCUUAGAGAGUUACUCGAUAGAUUUAGUAUAUUGCGCUGUGAAAAUAUUAUUUUACCUAGUGGUCCGGAAGAAUUGAAACAAUUUAAAAAGACUUUAAAUAAUUGCUCUGAUCUUUUGACUGAAAUAAACAGAUUUUUUAACAGUAAUGAAAUGGAAACUAUUGCUGCUUAUUAUAGAGAGUUUUUACUAAUGUGCAAAGAGAUAUCCAGCAUUAAAAAAAUGGUUGAAGAAAAGAUUUAUGAUUUACAAAUUGAAAAUUUAAAAUCAUGUGCAAAUUUGCUUUCUCAAAAUGAAGAAAACUUUUUGAAUUGAAUAAAUAUUACAUUCAAAUGUACAUUCGUUAAAAACAGAAUGUACAUUUGAAAUUGUAUUACUAUACACAUUACAAUAUUGCAUUUAAAGUUUUUAGCAAAAUCAGUAAUAAAAUAACUAUUUUUUAAA
Phymastichus coffea is the source of this 1274-nucleotide messenger RNA. RefSeq lists its product as uncharacterized. The transcript has 5 exons. Bases 336 to 1145 code for a protein of 269 amino acids. Lineage: Eukaryota; Metazoa; Arthropoda; Insecta; Hymenoptera; Eulophidae. The record is from RefSeq and is a predicted model, not a curated record.